UAUUUGCAACAGGCGUGCUUUCUCUGGUGCUAUACCACGAUGAGACACCAUUUAGUAGUGCUUACUUUUUACGCGUCGUUAGGAAUAACCGUGUCGUCAUCUCCGUCGCUUCCAUCUGUUCCGCUAGGGAAGAGAAACCACGGUUGUAUUAAGGUAGAUCUCUGCAAAUGCAUCAUGCAGGACGGAAGUGGAGUUAUUGAUCUAGAAGCGCUGGAAAACACGGAGGGGUUCUUGGAGCGCUUCAAACGCGUGCCAUUCGAAGACGCGCCGCGAGAUACCGAGGUGCUCGUCUCCGUCAGCCCGUGCCAUCCUUUCUCAGAGCGCGAGGAUUUCGCUGUUACAGACUGCACGGAUGUAGCUGCCUGUUUGAUUGUAAGGCACAAAAAGUACACAAAUCACUAUGUGAAUUAUGGAAGACACAAGGGCAAUAAAUUCCAGUAUAAUGAUACAAUGAAGGUACUCACAGUCACUUAUUCAGUAUACUCUUCCUCUGAAGCUAAAACUGUGGUGCACUACCAGUGUAGCCCAAACCACUCCAUCUCCUACAGCCAGAGGUUCCAGGACAACGUUCCCUUACAGAUCUGGGUGGAGAGUCCCUGCGCCUGCCCUAAUGCCUGUGCCCCAGUGAGCGUGGGGCCUGGCCCGAUCUUCCUCGUCAUCCUCUGCCUCAGUGCUGCGGCUUACUUCGUGCUGGGCUCCUGCGCCCUAAGGCCAUUCAGAACCAGCAGUGGGGUCCAAAUCGCCCCGGAGGACAGCAUGUGGUGCACGCUCUGCUACCAGCUCACAGAUCAGCACCGCCCCAGGCACAACAGACACUACACACUGAAGGAGGACAUACUGUAAACAGAGAUUUACAUCACAUUUUGUUUAGGAUAAAAUGCAUAUGUUCUUUUUUAUAAACCAAUAAGACAGUAUACACAUUUUAUGAGACUGAACCUAUGGCCUAGCUCAUCACACUGUACAUGUAAAUGCAAAUCCAAGAACAUAACAUGCUGGGAAAAGGAUUUCACUUUAUUGAUGAAAAACAUUUGGGAGAUUCACAAAAAUAGCUAUAUAGAAAUACAUGUGAUAGAAAUCUUUCGAGUUAUGCAUCUUUUAUUAACACAGGUUGCAGAAAUGUUAGCUUAUGUGUUGGAAAUAUGCUGUGGUCAUGCAUGGCUCUAAACCCAUUCCAGACCAGAGUUCAAAUGAAUAAAAAUCUUUAAAAAAAACCAAAAACAAUUUGUGCAUAGUGCUGUGUAAAUGAAUAUCAUUUCACCAUAGGAGUCCAGCGUAAACCCAAAUGUUCUCUAAUGUUGUAGACUCCAAUGUUCCCAAAUGAUUAGUGUUCUCUGAGCCAGUUUUUCAGGCUAAAACCAAGUCCUGGACCAAACAACACUGCAACUAAAGAUCUUCCAUUAUGAAUAGUUAGCAUUAGACUUAGCAUCCAGAAAAGAUACCUUAUAACAAAGAAAGCUAGUGUUAAAGACAUGCCUCAGUGUUCACACAUCCUAACUGACGACAACAGGACAGAAGGCCAGGUCCAUCCAUUUGUAAUAAAACAGAGAAACUUACAAUGUGAUGUUAUAUGAAUUACUUCCAGUAUCACUAUAUGACUGAAGUGCUUACUGAAGACACCUACCUUAAAAUAAACUACAAGAUGAACAAUCAAGAGAACUCCCAAAGCUGUCAGUCCAUAAUAACAGCACCAUAUACUAUGAGAAGCAAGUCACAGUUUUCAAAACACAAACACACUGGACCUUAAAACAGCUCACAUAAACCUUCAAAAUGUACUACUGUUCACGAUGAGGUCAAACCCAAAAAUGGCUUUUUAGUGUCUGUGGAACUAUAGAACCAGCCAGCUGGUUUGAAAUGGAAAUGGAAUCGGGUUUAAAAGCUAGGUGAGAGUUAAAUGAUCGAGAGCUUGCUCAGUCUGAAAAUAAUACAAAAGUGCUGCAUAGUGUAUAGAUGUAAUUAGACCUACUAUAUAGUGUUUUAUAGACAAAGACCCAGCGUCAGUCUUUUACCCCACAUUAAAUGACAAAAGAGGUCAAAGAACGCUAACUUUUUUCAAAUGUGUCUGUAGUCCUCUAACAGCAGUCUGACUGGACCAGCCACUUGCUGCUUUUAAAGAACAUUUAAGGAGUACUCGAUAUCUAAUGAAAUAGCUCAGAAAGUCUAAUGCGUCACCCUAUCGCUCGUCUGUUAUUGAAAAUGUGUUUGAUGUAAAGUGCAGUUCACGCAGGACAAGGAGCUAUGCACAGUAAUAUCCUGCCAAUGGGUUUUGUUGUUAAACUCAACAUGGCACAUUUAAGCAUCAACAGCACAGAUGUUUACUAAGCAUAAACCUCCUAUGAAUUCUAUGCAUUGAUGUACGUUAGCACUCAUUUCAAGGCAUAACACUAAAGUUCUUCUAUACAAUGCCAGUUCAGAAGCAACAACAGAAGACACAUGUGCUCUGAUCUGAGACAGAUAGGAGACCCUCUGUUUCACUGACUUCAGGCCACUGUUUGUCCUCUCACAGUACUCAGGCCAGCUGGUACUCCAGGAAUACUGCCAAAAGCCAAUUCCAAAUAAACAAACUGCUUCAUGGUAAGAAUUGUGAUUUAGUGUUUAUGACCAAGACAGCCUCGGCACACACUGCAGGGUGUGUCUGCUCCAGCUGGUGUUGGGGUCGGGGUAACUUAUUCCAUAGAAACGUAAAAAGAUAACAAACCUCGACAAUUUUCAAAAUGUAAGCCAUUUACAGCUGUGGAACACACUCAAGAUUCAAUUCUGAUAUUAAAACCCUACCACAGUUACAUACAGUGCAUAAAGAUGUGGGCUUUAACACACACACACACACACACACACACAGAAAAUGACAGAGCCACAGAUCUCGAACCUCAUCAGUGGUAGUGGCUUACACGUUUAAAGAACAAGUUUGGUUUCAAUGUUGUAGUGAUGGUGUCAAGUUCCACAGCCCCCUUCAAACUCUUUCUUGUGCAAUAGUGUCAAAGCAAUUAUGAAAAUGGAGGUGGGGACCUUACACACGCAGGCAACAGGCCAACUAAAGCCGCGGCUGGGAUUCAUCUGUGAGCCGUGGAAGGUCUUACACGGGCACACAUCUUCCAGUA
Messenger RNA from Electrophorus electricus (electric eel), 3095 nucleotides. RefSeq lists its product as uncharacterized. Gene Ontology annotation, cellular component: trans-Golgi network. NCBI's taxonomy places the organism in Eukaryota, Metazoa, Chordata, Actinopteri, Gymnotiformes, Gymnotidae. The record is from RefSeq and is a predicted model, not a curated record.